GUGAAAGUGAAAGUUAGUCUCAGACAGCAGAGCAGCAGACCUGACCAACCUCUGUUUAUCUCUGAAGGAAAAUUCAACUGAAUCUUCAGGUUUUUCUCAGCAAAACAUCAGAAUCUCUGACACACACUGUUCAGACUGAGCGAUGGACUCUGAAGCCGGCAAGACGAUGGAGGUGGCGGCACUCGGCCGGCCUUUCAGCCUCGGGAUGUUGUACGACUGCCGCAAAGACUCACUCAUCCCUGGAAUUACACUGUGGGACCACGAUGACCUGAUAAGAUAUAUACGAGAAAGACCGCAGAACUAUAAUGAUUUUGAGAUCGUUGCAUCUGAAUCAAUUGAGGACAAAUCUUCAGCACUAAACAUUGAAGCUUCCUUGAAGGCAAGUUUCUUGAGUGGACUGGUUGAAGUUGGAGGAUCGGCUAAAUACCUGAAUGACAAAAAGAUUUCCAAAAAUCAGGCCAGAGUAACUCUGAAGUACAAGGCUACCACAAAGGUCCAGGAACUGUCGAUGAAUCAUCUUGGAACAGCAAAUGUGAAGCAUCCAUAUGUCUUUGAUAAAGGAUUAGCAACACAUGUAGUUACAGCCAUUCUUUAUGGGGCACAAGCCUUCUUUGUCUUUGACCGUGAGGUUUCUGAAGAGGAAGAUCAUCAAGACAUUGAGGGGAACUUGAAGGUGAUGAUCAACAAGAUUCCCUGCAUUUCUAUAGGAGGUGAAGGUUCCCUGAAACUGGAAGACAAGGACAGAGCAAAUGUUGAGAAAUUCUCCUGCAGAUUCUUUGGAGACUUUGCUCUUGAAAAAAGUCCUGUGUCCUUUCAGGAUGCAGUAGAAGUCUACCAAAGCCUGCCAAGAUUACUGGGAGCCAACGGAGAAAAGGCUGUACCGAUGAAAGUCUGGCUGUUGCCACUGACAAGUUUAGAUUCUUCUGCUGCAAAACUGGUCCGUCAGAUAAGUAUAGGAUUAGUUCAGGAAUCACAGAGAGUCCUGGAGGACUUCAGUGAGCUGGAAAUGAGGUGCAAUGACACAAUGAGAACCACCACCGCACAGCAGUUCCCACAGAUUGGCAAAAAGAUUAAAACCUUUAAAGAGAUGUGCUCUGAGUUCAAACUGGGAUUCCAACAAAACUUGGCAAAGAAACUUCCAUCAAUCCGAGGAGGAGGAGAAGAGGAGGCUGUGCUCGCAGAGAUCCUGAAGAAGAGACAUUCUUCUCCUUUCAACAGCAAAGACCUGAACGAGUGGUUGGACUGUAAAGAGAGAGAAGUCUACACCUUAAUGUCUUUAACCAACAUGAUGAAAAACACCAAGAUCAUCCCGUCUCAAACACACCUGUACAGGGAAACCCUCAGUGCAGAGCAUGCUGUGUGUUUUGUUUUCACCUCCCUGGGAAGUGCUGAACCGUACCUCUCAGCUUUAUCUAACUACUUAAAACAAACAGCCGAACCAGACAACCCUCAAGAUGUAGAGAAGGAACAAUGGUUCACCUCAAAAGAAAUAACAGAUGCAAUGAGGAAUAAAGCAAAGCUCUUCAGUGACUUUGCAGAGGCCAACAAGGAGAACAAGAACAUAAAGUUCCUGACAGUGGGAUUAACAAAUGAGACACAGAAAGGUUCAAGCAUCUACCUUUAUGAAGACGGCUUUUCUGUCAAUGAGAACUUCGAGCCGCCUUCAAAGCCUGAAACAGUAACAGCAAGUGACAUAAAGCACAACAGUGUGACACUGAAGAUUUCUGCACCCAGAUUUGGAGCAGAGAACAUCACCUCCUACUCUGUAGAGUACUGUGUCAGAGGAGAGGAUGGAUGGCAACAAGAGACAGCAUCAAAAGCUGGAGAAGUCACAGUGAGCCAUCUGAGUCCUAACACAGAGUAUAUGUUCAGAUGCAGAGCAGUGACCUCAGCAGGUGUUGGGCCGGCCAAUGAAGCCAGUGGUUCCAUUAAAACCUUACCUUGCAGCCCUCCUGGAAAACCUCAAGUUGAACCAAACUCAAGUGAGAUCUCAGUCAGCUGGGAGAAACCUGCUGAGCUUGGACAAGAUGUCCAGAUUUUGAGCUACAUCGUGGAGUACGCCAAAACAGACAACAGGGUGAAAGAGGAAGAUCUCCAAUGGAAGCAAAUGAUGUCGAGAGCUGAAAAGGCGAUCAUUUCAGGGCUUCAGCCAGAGACAGAAUAUGUUGUCAGGGUCAGAUGUGACUGUGGUGCAGCUGGAAGAAGCAAGGAGAGCAUCUCUGUUAAUGUCUGCACAACGACAUUUAAACGUCUCACAGAACUCCUCAAAAGUAGAAGUGAAAGGAUAAAUUCUGAAUCACCUUCAGUUUACAAACUGCCUCUGAAAGAAGAAGAUACGGACAUUGAUGGAUGUAGAAGAUACAGUUUUGGAAAAGAAAGCACGAGGAAAAAUCGCACAAUAAUGUUUUUUGGAGCGACCGGAUCUGGAAAGGCGACUCUGAUCAAUGGACUGAUCAACUACAUUCUAGGUGUCGAAUGGGAGGAUUCAUAUCGGUUUAAGUUAAUUGAUGAGGGUCAGUCGACGUCACAGGCUGAAAGUCAGACCUCUGAAGUCACUGUGUACAAAAUCAACCACCAGGAGGGUUUUAAAACAGAAUACUCUCUGACCAUUGUUGACACUCCAGAGUUUGGAGAUACAAGAGGCUUAAUAAGAGAUGAGAGCCUCACAGAACAGCUGUGUAAUCUCUUCUCUGCUGAGCUUGGUGUCAGUGAAAUUGACGCUGUGUGUUUUGUAGCUCAGGCUUCUUUAGCUCAACUCACGCCAACACAGAAAUAUGUGUUUGACUCCAUACUCUCAAUCUUUGGCAAAGAUGUGGCAGAAAACAUCAGGGUUCUGGUGACAUUCGCAGACGGCCAGCGUCCACCAGUUCUAGAGGCAAUCAAUGCUUCAGGUGUCCCAUGUCCUAAAACAAGAGACGGGCUGCCAGUUCACUUCAAAUUCAAUAACUCAGCUUUGUUUGCAGACAACAAAUCAUCUGCAGCAGGCAGCAUGAGUGGGGAUGAUGAGGAUGAAGAUGGAGGCUUUGAUCAGAUGUGUUGGAACAUGGGGACAAAAAGCAUGAAGAGGUUCUUUGCUGCUUUGAAUCAAAUAGAAACCAAAAGCUUGACGAUGACGAAGGAGGUCCUCAGAGAAAGACAGCAGCUCAAAAAUUCAGUUGAAAACUUGCUGAAGCAGUUCAAACUUGGUUUAAACAAACCUGAGAAGAAUCAAGAGGCAAGCCUGAAGAAAAACAAGGGCUUUUGGGAAUCUCUUUUAGAAGUAGGGUAUGAAUGUGCACUUGUGCUUGCUGAUGUACGGAAUCUGAUAGACAGCACUGCAAAGUGUUUAAACAGACUUAAAGAGAUAGCACUGAAACCAGAUCCUCCGUGCACUCCAGAGUACAUCGACAAGCUGAUUGAGAGGGAGAAAUCGGAGGCCAAGCCAGGCUGGAAGCAACGAGUUCAGAUCCUGAAAGUAGUGAGUGGAGUGAAAGAACAAGACGACGAUGAUAAUGAUGAUGAAGAUGAUGUUAAUAAUGAAGAAGAUAAUGAUGAAGAAGAUGAAAAUAUUAAUAAUGAAGAAGAUAUUUAUAAAAAUGAUGAUGAUGUCAGCAUCUUGAAUAUGGUGACAUCAUGUUUAUUUCUAUUAGAGAAUGCACAAGAUGAAGAACUUGAUGUUAGUGGAAUCUUCUUGUUGAAGAAGAUAAUGAUGAAGAAGAUGAUUAUGUCAGUACCGUGAAGAUGGUGACAUCAUGUUUCUUUUUAUCAGAGAAAGUACAUGAUAAAGAACUUGAUGUUGGUGCAAUCCUCUUGUUGAAGAAGAAGAUGAUAAUGUUUGGAUUUAGGAGGAUUUAUUGACAGAAAUGCAAUAUAAUAUCCAUAACUAUGUUUUCAGUGGUGUAUAAAGACCUUACAUAAAGAACCGUUAUGUUUUUAUUACCUUAGAAUGAGACAUUUCUAUCUACAGACACAGCGGGUCCUCUUACAUGGACGCUGUCUUGUUUCUACAGUAGCCUGAACAGACAAACGGCUCUACGGAGCGUGUUUCGUCACUUUGUUUAAUACAUACAAAGAAGAAGGAAGAAGAAGAAGUAAUAGUUGUAGUAGUAGUAAAGCGCUCAGAGAUAACUGUUGUUGUGAUUUGGCGCUAUGUAAAUAAAAUUGAACUGAAAUUGUUAGAGCCGCUGGUAGCAGCCGUGUGUUUUGGUUGCUGUCCAUGUGUUUUCCCAGUAUGCUAAGCAGGUUGUGCAAUCCCCGGCUGAGGAUUGGCUGGUUUCGGUGAGGAACCGUUAGUAUGUAUAUUGUUUGCUGGUUGCAGCAGCUUCACUUCUGUGGCCUGUUUGUGUUUGUUACUGUUAUUACUGAGAGUCAGUAUUUAUUUUGUUGAGAGUAGUCUUUGUGUUAGCUGUUUAGCUAAAGACUCUGUUGCAGCAGUUUAUUUCACUACUGAGAGUCAGUAAGUGUUUAUGUUGUUGUGUUUAUUUUUGUUAAGAGACACCCUUGAGUUAGUUUGUGUUUAACCGUGUGUCUGCAGAGUUGGGCUAGGUUUUAGAGUAAGUACUUUUUGAGUUAGUAAUCCCUGUUUUGGAGGGAUCUCUUUUUGUUAUCUUGAGUUUAUGUUAUCACAGCACCCACUUGCCCAACUUUAGUUUGUUAAAACCUUAAACUUUUCCACCAUACCAAGUGCAUCUGGUUUAUGCAUACGUCCCCUUUCCCCUGGUGAGCUGGGACGUAACAAAAUUGAAUAGUAGUGGUAGUAGUAGUAUUAUUUGGACAAAUGGAACACCGCAUGUAUUAUUUAGCACACGAGCCGACAGAGCUUGUCACCACUGUAGCUCCUCCUUUGAGCUUACAAAGGGAGGGGUGAGCGGUGACUAAGCCGUUGGUUGCAAUUCACAACCCUCACCACUAGAUGCCACUAAAACUUACACAGUGAACCUUUCUGCCCUGCUGGGGAAAUGUUUCACUCCUCUCCAGCUACCAGUCCACACUCCGUACUGACUUCAUACUGGACUUCAAACAGCAUCCCUCCAGUUCCCAAGCUAAGGGACCCUACGGACCCCAAAAGCUGAGUACAUGGCUAACACAGGAGUGGAACUUCUCCAGCUUCCAUAGUGAUCAGGAAGAUUUUUGUGACACAGAUAAAAAAGAACCAAACAGGACAGAGAGUGAUGUACUGAGACAGAGUCUCCAUACUGAGACACCGACACUUCAGUUAUUCUGACCAACAAAAGUAGAAAUGUGUUCGACAUAAAGAGAGAAACUGCUAACUUGUUUGUACAAACGUAUUCCAGCAGGAGUUAUCUGCAGGAAAUCACAGAUUUACCGUGUGUGCUGAUAAAUGUUUGAGUGUGCUGGAAGCAUUAACUGGACAACUUCCUGCCACCAUUUGACCUUUCUGCAUUCUGAUAUGUAUCAUUUACUUUGUGUACUUAUAUUCAUCUUACUGUCCACUAUGUGUACCAGUGUUUCAGCUAUAAUGAACAUCUGUGAGAUAGUUUUAUCUUCUGCCUACUGUUCCUGUGAGAACUAUCAUAGUAUUAAGGUAUCAAGGCUGAGAACAGCUUUCUCGUAGACUCCACAGUUAUCUCCUGCAUUAAAUCCCUGAGUUAUCCUUUCCUCUGGACCAGAGUAUGUGUAUAAAUAAAUAAAUGUUAUUAUUCGAA
Micropterus salmoides (largemouth bass) is the source of this 5645-nucleotide messenger RNA. RefSeq lists its product as uncharacterized. Gene Ontology annotation, molecular function: protein binding; GTP binding. The transcript has 3 exons. NCBI's taxonomy places the organism in Eukaryota, Metazoa, Chordata, Actinopteri, Centrarchiformes, Centrarchidae. The record is from RefSeq and is a predicted model, not a curated record. Bases 143 to 3718 code for a protein of 1191 amino acids.